AUGUCUGGACCUGAGGAAAGGGGUGGCAGAGGUGCUGGUGGCAGUGGAGAAGCUCAAGCUCAAGGCCAACCCCGUGAUUCAGCCAUGGCGCCCAUGCAACCAAGUCUUGGCCCACCUAGGGAUGAGCCUAGGGUGUUUGGGCUUGACAAGUUCAACGGUGACAACUUUGCUGAAUGGUCCUUCAAGAUGGAGAACAUCUUUGACCACUAUGACCUGCUGGAGGUGAUGGAAGGAACGGAGAAGCGCCCCGAGAACGACCCGGAGAAGAGCCCGUGGGUGCGGAAGAGCGCACAAGGCUAUCUCUUACUUGGGCAAGCGUUGGGGAGCAGUCAGAUCCGUCACAUCAAGCCAUUCCAGCAUGAACCAGAGAAGGGACCAAAGGCAUGGGCUGCUCUCAAGGGUGUACAUGCUCCUGCAACAGCGGCGGUAGCGGUGGUGUUGGAACGGCAAAUGGCGGCACUACGAAUUGAAGAAGACGAAGCGGUUGAAGAAGGGGUGCAGAAAUUCUUCGACUUGUUGACGCGGCUUGAGGGAGCUGAUUUGAACUACAGUGAGCUCCAAAAGAAGACCAAGUUGCUGGCCUUACUCCCAGAGUCAUGGUCCUCGCUCAUCAUCAACCUUAAUCGCGACUUGCCCCGCCUCUCGCUUGAAGACGUGAAGCGAGCUAUCCUUCAAGAGGAUUUCCGCCGCCGUGAGUUGGCGAGUGCGGAUGGCGCUGGGGCAGCGAGCAUCGGCCGUGGAUAUGGUCGAGGAAGAGGCAGAGGACGAGGGGAAGGAAGGUUUGGUGGCAGCAACUUCGGCGGAGGCCGCAGGAGUGGCGGUUACGGCAGCGACGACAAGAGCUACGGACGCGGUCGCGGCCGAUUCGACGGCGAGUGUCACUAUUGCCACAAGAGCGGACACAUGUGGCGCGACUGCUACAAACUCCCUGAUGGUUGGACCCCUGCUCAAGGCCAAGAGGGUAGAGGAGCAGGAGGAGGGAGAGGACGAGGCCGUGGAGGCCGUGGCGGUCGCGGUGGCGGAGCUGCAAACAUGAAGAGCGGAGACAACGACAAGGACCCGAGCGACGAUCGAUACCCGGGUCUAUUCUACUCCGUGUCGACGCAAGUACCGGCUGGUCCAGAGAAGGAUGAAGGCUUUAAGGAGCCAGCAGCUGUGGGGAAGGUGACCCUACACCCCCUGGACUAUUGGGUGAUUGAUAGUGGCGCUACCUAUAGCAUGACACCUCGCCCGGACUUGCUCACCGAACUCGAGCCGUCACCGGUGAAGCAUGUCACAUCGGCUUUGGGGCAGCGAGCAGAGGUGAAAGGCAUGGGCAAGGCCAUGUUCAAGGGUGCUGAUGGGAAGAUGGUGGGCCUCAAGAACAUCCCAGUGGUCCCUAUGCCUAAGGAGAGGCAAGUGGCAGCAAGCAUCAGCACCAAGGAUGGAGCGGUCGGUAGCGACGAUGGCGCGAACGGUCGCGCUAAGGAGAAUGAGCUCAAGAAGAGCAAACCUGGAGGGACCAUCAAUUUCAGUGAACCUAAGGAGAGUGGUGCAGCAACCAAGGAGCAGCAAAAGGGUGAGGAGAACCCAGAGGCAGCAGCGGAGGAGGACUACGGAGAGAGUAUGUGGGGCGCUAUUGCGAGCGCGGCAUUCUCCAAUCCAACUUCGGCUACGGGGGAGUGUGAUUGGCUCACCUUGCAUCGGUGCAUGGGGCAUGUGGCCCUGCCCAUCUUGCAGCAGCUAGUGAAGAAUGAGAUGGUUGCUGGCAUACGUGUGAAGGGGGAGCCCGAUGAGGUGCUUGGCUGCCCGACGUGCAUUCAAGCCAAGUUCACCCGGUUUCCGUUCCCUAGUUCGGAGGCAACGGCAAAGGCACCGCUUGAUGAGGUGGUGAUGGACGUGGUGGGCCCCCUGAAGCUUGGAGCUGCUGGAGCUGAGUAUUUUCUCACCAUUGUCGACGUCUACACCCGCAUGACUUGGGUGUACGUGCUGGCCAAGAAGAGCGACGUGGCUGAAACGUUGAAGACGGAUUGGUUCCCGAUGGUGGAGCGGCAACAAGACCGUCUAGUCAAGUCAAUCCGCACCGAUCGAGGGGGAGAGUUCCUGAGCAAAGAGUUUGGGUUGUGGCUGAAGAAGAAUGGUAUUCGGCACUCCCUCACCAUGCCAUACUCCCCUGCAAUGAACGGCAUCGCCGAGCGAGCGAACCGCACAAUCACGGAGGCGGCACGCGGGUUGCUCAUUGAAGCCGGGCUACCCGACUAUUUCUGGCCUGAUGCGGUGCGGAGCGCGUGUGUGGCCAAGAACAGAGCCUUGACUCAUGUGGGAGCAGACAAAUGGGUGCCCUAUGUGGAGUGGCCAGGAAGGAAGCCAAAGGUGGAUAUGCUUCGGGUGUUCGGGUGCAUGUGCAUGGCGCUCGUACCUAAGCAUCUUCGGCACAACAAGCUUGGUGCCAAGGCGGUGUGGGCCGUGCACUUGGGCAUGGCUCAAAACAGCAAGGGAUGGCUUCUUUGGGACCCAUUCACCAAGAAGUUCUUGGUGAGCAGGGACUGCAAGUUCAUGGAGAACUUCAUGUACAAGGAUUGGAAGGCGGAGAAUGAGGCGAAGAUAGGCGUGCGGUUUGGGGAGGUGAAGAGUUCCGGUUUGGAGCAUGUGGAGCUGCCUUUGGAGCUGAGCAGCGGCAGCACAACCACAAGGCAAUCCUCCCUUGUGAAUGGGGGAGAGGAGGCCAAUGAUGCAGAGGAAGAAGAGGAGGAGGUGCAGCAAGUGAGCGAGCGUGCACCGUCACUCCCUUCCCGUACUACGAGUGCUCCACGGAUUCGAGCCACACCGCAGCAACGCCAAGGCCUUCAAGUCCCUGCAGCUGAGGAGGAAGGAAGGGGGAAGAGGAGAGUUCAGCCCCCUAAUAGGCUGACCUAUGAUGCGCCGGGAAAGCAGGGCAAGACAGCCCUGGCCGGAGCGGCAAUGAUGGUCGGAGACGACGAGGAGAGUGACUACGAGGAGUGUGCCUUCGCGUUCUUCUCUCCGGUGGAGAUGCCGGGAGAACCAGCAACUCUCAAGGAGGCUUUGGAGAGUAGUGAUGCUGAGGAGUGGAAGAAGGCCAUGGAGAGUGAGCUGAAGAGCAUCGAGGAGAAUGACACGUUUGAAUUGGUGGAGCUACCGGAGGGGCGUACGGCGAUAACGUCCAAGUGGCUCUUCAAAAUCAAGUCGGAUGCCGACGGCAAGAUCGAGCGCUACAAGUCUAGGCUUGUAGCCAAGGGGUACCAGAAGAAGGAGAAGGUGGACUUCAAGGAGCUGUUUUCCCCUGUGGUGAAGCCGACGACGCUGCGAACCCUAUUCGCGGGAGCCGCCAUCAAAGGAUGGGUAGUAAAGCAAAUGGACAUCGUAACGGCAUUCCUUAACGGCAUCCUUGAGGAGGAGAUUUUUAUGGCGCAGCCAGAGGGGUUUGAUGAUGGUAGUGGCAGAGUGUGGAAGCUGAAGAAGGCCCUCUAUGGGCUGAAGCAGGCCCCUAGGCAAUGGUACAUGAAGCUGCGCGAAGUGUUGGAGGGGAUCGGCUUCACUCCCUCAACGGCCGAUCACUCCUUGUUCAUGCUUGGCGAGGGGGAGCAGAGGAGUUUCAUGGUGGUUUAUGUGGAUGACAUCCUCAUUUUCUCACCCUCUUCUGACCUUGUGAAGGAGGUGAUGCUGAAGCUUCAAGACAAGUUCAAGUGCAAGGCCCUUGGUGACGUGAGCUUCUACCUUGGGCUCCACAUCGAACGAGAUGUGGAGAAGCGGUGCAUGCGGGUGCAUCAACGAAAGUACCUGGAGGCAUUGGCUGCCAACUUUGGGCAGAGUGAAGGCCAUGUGGCUACACCCUUUCCCUCUGGGUUCAAGUGUGUGAAGGGACCAGAGGAGGAGAGCGUUGGUGAAGAGGAGAGGCGCCGAUUUCACUCGUUGGUGGGCAGCCUCAUGUAUGCGGCGGUAAACACCCGACCGGACGUCGCGUUUGCUACCGGGAAGCUGGCUAGGGUUGUGCAAUGCCCUAAUGAGGAGCAGGUAGCAGCUGGAAUGAGGGUGGCCAAGUAUCUUGGCCAAACACCGACCGUUGGGCUGCAAUACUCGGCGGCGGCACAAAGGCGCCAAAAGGGCGCGGAUGGUGUUGAACCCGGGCGUUUGUUCCUCACCGCCUACUCGGAUGCUUCAUAUGCAUCAGAACCAGAGGACAUGACAAGUGUGGGAGGCUUCAUAUGCUGUGUUGGUGGAGGCCCAACUGCUUGGGAGAGCAAGAAGCAGGUUGACCAAGCUUUGAGCUCGGUGGAGUCCGAGUACAUGGCACUCUUCCGUGCCGUACGGGAGAUUGUGUGGCAGCGGCGUUUGUUGGCUGAAUUGGGGGAGGAGCAGCAAGGACCUACCCCACUGUACUGUGACAGCCAGGGUGCCAUUUCUCUUGCUAAGAACCCUGUGUUGCAUGGACUCACGAAGCACAUGAGGGUGAAGUGGCAUUGGACGAGGAGCAUGGUAACCGCGGGUGAAGUUGAGUUGCGCUACGUGAAGACCACGGGGCAGCCGGCUGACAUGAUGACCAAGAGGCUGGUGGAGCAGCAGCAUUGGAAGUGUUGCAAGCUGGCUGGGAUGGCUCUGAACUGA
This is a messenger RNA of Closterium sp. Naga37s-1, 4602 nucleotides long. The record is from the annotation of a GenBank genome assembly. NCBI's taxonomy places the organism in Eukaryota, Viridiplantae, Streptophyta, Zygnematophyceae, Desmidiales, Closteriaceae.